GCCUCUGCCCUUGCAAUCCCCAGCCCCCUGACACCAGACCCAUCUGGUGACAAAAACGUCGGCAAUGGCAACGGCGUCCAGUUCAUCGGCGGAGCCUGCCUCAACAGCAAAGACUGCGCCUCGACCUGCUGCGCAACCCUGAACGGCGCCGGCAUCUGCUCCGGACUCGGAGCUCAGUUCCAAGCAGGCAAAACAGGAUGUGGAUUCGGUGAUGGUGGCACUGCUGCUGGCCCCGCUGCGUCCCAAGGAGCAGGCCAGGCCACACCGUCCAUGGAGGCAGCCGCUGGGAGCUCUGCUGCAGGUGCUGGCUCUUCGGGCGCUCCUGGCUCACAGAAUGUUGGCAAAGGAAAUGGGCAGCAAUUCAUCACCGGCCAAUGUCUGUCGAACGCAGACUGUGCUUCUGGAUGCUGUGCCGGGCCCAAGGGAGUAUGCUCAGCGACGGCGGUUGCUAAUGAGGGCGGGAAAACUGGAUGCGGAUUUACGGCGGCAUGA
This is a messenger RNA of Colletotrichum godetiae, 492 nucleotides long. RefSeq lists its product as uncharacterized. The annotation marks the transcript as partial. The record is from RefSeq and is a predicted model, not a curated record. The transcript has 2 exons. NCBI's taxonomy places the organism in Eukaryota, Fungi, Ascomycota, Sordariomycetes, Glomerellales, Glomerellaceae.